GGCUAUGGCCGGGUUAUGGAUUUGCUAGUUUGCAAUCGAUUUUGGAAUACUUGUAUGUUUUAGUUUCGGUGGAAUGGAGUGUGAUGAAGAUGACAAUUUGAGACCACAUUAUGAUUUAUUUGACUGCAUUUUGCUUUCUGAAUUGACAUUUUCGGGAGGAACUAUGUUUUCUGGAUUGAAGUUCAUACCACGGGAUCAUAUUGAUGAAGAAAAAGAUGGGAAGUCCUACAGCUCAAGAAAAGAGAAAAGAAAAUCAGGAAGUUCCAAGGAAAAGCUUGGAAAAAAAAGUAAACAUUCCCGGUAUAGUAGCUCUGAUGAUGAAGGCACUGAAAGAAUAAAGAGUGGAUCUAGAAAGAAAAAGAAGUGGUAUGAUUCAAAUGAGGAUUUGUCUUCAUUUUCUGAUGAAAGUGAUAGCCAAAGUGAAGGACAUGAUCCUAAGAGGCAUAAGAAUCGAAAAGGAGAAAAGAAGCAUGAGCACAGAAGUAAGUUAAAGAAGAAGGCUAAGAGUCGGAGAAGAGACUAUUCAUCAGAAUAUAAAUCAAGUGGUGAUUCUGAAAGUGAAAGGUCAGGUGAAGAAAGGGGACAUCAUAGAGGGGAAAUGGAAAAUAAACUGACCACUGGUAGUAAAGGAUCUCAAUCACAAAGUUCAGACCUUUUACGAGAAGAAACCGGAUUGGGAUGGAUGCUUCGGCCAAAGAAUAGUUCUGAUGAGAUCUCUAAUAAGUCCUCUCUUGUUGAGCCAGAAGAAGCUUCAGUUGAAGAGAUAAAGAAGGAUAAUCCUAGAGAAUUGAAUCCAUACCUGAAAGAUAAUGGGAGUGGUUAUCCUGAAGAAUCUGAUAGUAAGGCUGGGCAAUCUACUACAGUUGUUGGUGAUGGAGGUGCUAGCUGGAGGCUUAAAGCUUUGAAAAGAUCAAAAGAGCAAGCAGCCCGUGAAGGACGGAACCUUCAGCAGGUUGUUGAAGAACGUUGGGGUUCUAUGGGUCAAUUUGCAGCUUCUGUGGGUUCUCGUGAUGUUGCAUCAACUCAUGCCCAUCUUCAAGCCAUAAAUCACAGGAGAAAAGGGUUGAUGAAAGAAGAAAAAAAGAAUCUAGAUGUAGAAAGCAAUAGUGCUGAAAAGAUUGACAGAAAGGACAUAACCCCUCGGCAUUCUAAAAUGAAAAUGCCCAAAGUUCAUGAUUCUUUAUCUUGGGGAAAGCGUGAAAGGAACAAAAUGUCAGCUGAAGAUAGUGCUCUUGUCUCUGCUGCUAUGUCUAAUUUAAAUAAGUUUUCUAAUGAUGGAAAUUUUAUGGCCGCAUUUAUGAAUAAGGAGGAGAAAAGUGUAGAUCAGAGCAGUUCUUCAAAGUCUGAAGCAAGAGCAGACUCUUCUGCUUCAGUUGAUUUUGCAUUUAGAGAAAAUAAAGAGGAUGUUGGAACAUUGGGGCCUCCCAUGAGUGCAAAUCAGUUGGCUGCCAAAGCCUUGCAACUUCGUUUGAAGGGAAGGCACGAAGAAGCGGAAAAACUGAUGAAGGAAGCUGAGAAUAUCAAAGGAAAACAGGAUGCUGGUAAUGAAUCAAGUAGACCACAAAUUGAUGGAACCACAAGCAGGUAUAUUAUGCAUGAUGUAUCAGCUAGGCAAAAGAGGAAAGAGGAUGAUGGUGAUUUGCAUCUAGCUCAGAGAAUCGCGCAGAAUCAACGUUUCAGCAUAUCUAAUCAAGCUGAUGAAGAAUAUGACUAUGACGAUGGUCCUCGGAAAAAGACUCGGAAGAAAGGAGGGGAUAGCAGUCGCAAGUCAUCUGAGAUCACUAAUUCGGCAAACCGCAUUUUAACUCAGCAGGAGCGCUGCCAAUUUUGUUUUGAAAAUCCAUCAAGGCCCAAACAUCUAGUGAUUUCCAUUGCAAACUUUACCUAUUUGGCGGUGCCUCAUCAGCAACCAGUCGUCCCAGGUCAUUGUUGCAUUUUGACGUUGCAGCACGAGAUUUCCACGAGAACUGUUGAUAAUAAUGUGUGGGAUGAAAUACGGAAUUUCAAAAAAUGCUUGAUAAUGAUGUUUGCAAAGCAGGAGAAAGAUGUAGUUUUCUUUGAGACUGUAGUGGGGUUGGCACGACAAAGACGGCAUUGUUUGGUUGAAUGCAUACCUGUGCCCCGGGAUAUUGCUAAGCAGGCACCUCUUUACUUCAAGAAGGCAAUCGACGAAGCUGAAGAUGAAUGGAGUCAACACAAUGCUAAGAAGCUCAUUGACACAAGCGAAAAGGGACUGCGUGGUUCAAUCCCCAAAAACUUCCCAUAUUUUCAUGUUGAAUUUGGACUGAGCAAGGGAUUUGUCCACGUAAUAGACGAUGAAAAGGAUUUUCCAGGCAACUUUGGCCUCAAUGUAGUCCGGGGCAUGCUGCAACUGCCAGCUGAAGAUAUGCAUGGACGUAGGAGGAAGGAGUCUGUCGAGACACAAAAGCAAGCAGUUGCCAGUUUUGUGAAGGACUGGCAACCCUUCGAUUGGACAAAGCAGCUGGACUAAUCUGGUGAUUGAUUUUGCUGAUGUCUCUCAGUCAGGUUUCGUGCUACUUGAGGCAUGCUAUCGAUGAUCAAUCCGGUCGUUAUCUUUCCAUCUUGUGUUGUUAUAUAUGGUGAUGAUCCUCACUUCUAUCAAACAUGUUAGUUGGAGAAAUAGGAUGGGAGAUAAAACUCCGUUCGAAUGAAUGCUGUGAGUCUGGCUGGUGCUUCAGAGAGUUGGGGUCAAGUUUGAUGUAAAUUGUCGCUGAACAAUGUUGAAUUAUAGCCAUGAUACUUGAUUUUAAGGUUAA
This is a messenger RNA of Salvia hispanica, 2777 nucleotides long. Its product is annotated as CwfJ-like family protein. The record is from RefSeq and is a predicted model, not a curated record. Gene Ontology annotation, cellular component: post-mRNA release spliceosomal complex. NCBI's taxonomy places the organism in Eukaryota, Viridiplantae, Streptophyta, Magnoliopsida, Lamiales, Lamiaceae. Gene Ontology annotation, biological process: mRNA splicing, via spliceosome.